UUUAUUUUGCGUAAGGACUUGGGUAAUUUUGUGGUAGUUUAAUGCGGAUUAAUAAAAUAUUUUUGCACAAAUUUAUUUUCAAAUUCGAAGAUAAAGACUAAUUGCUUCAUUUAUUGUUUUCAAAUUUUGAAAUGGAUAAACUAUUUAAAAUAACAUUUUGGCUCUCAGUUUUUCAAAUCAUAGCAAGUAACCGUGUUUUGGAGUUGAGUGAUAGAUUUUUAGAAGUCAGAAAUAAUGGUGUUUGGCUUGUAAUGUUCUAUGCCCCUUGGUGUGGCCACUGUAAAAACUUAGAUCCAAUAUGGAACCAAGUAGCUCAAUCAUUAGUUGAUACUAACAUUAGAGUUGGUAGAUUAGAUUGUACAAGAUUUACAAGUGUUGCUACAGAAUUCUCUGUAUCAGGCUUUCCUACAAUAUUAUUCAUUAAAGGUCACAGAACUGUUGAAUAUCGUGGAGAUCGAGAGAGAUAUGAAAUUGUUGAAUUUGCAAGACGCAUGGAUGGCCCAGCUGUUCGGCAUUUCAUGAGCUGUGAACAAUUUCAAGCUUUGAGGAAAGAUAAGAAAGUCUUUUUUAUCUACAUAAAUGGCAAAAAAUUAGAAGGUGGAGAUCAACUCAAGGAUAAUUUCACAAGAAUAGCUGAAGAGUUUCAGACUGUUGUGAACUUCUACACUGCCCCAACACAAUGCAUUUCUUUAGUUGAUGAAUUAGAAUCACCAAAGGAACCCUCUGUUUUUGUUUGUAAAGAUGGAACUUGUAUCAAGUUUGAAGAAGAAUUAUUAGCAUCUGAUAAUAUAACUUUGCAUGACUGGGUUAAUAAAGAAAGAUUCCCUUCCUUCAUUAAAAUCACCAAUGGUAACUUUCACCAAUUGAUGAAAACUGGAAAAUAUGUUGUAAUGGCUGUUCUAGAAGAAAAUCAGAUUGGUGGCCUUACAUUAAGAAUGUCUGAGACUAGAGACAUAUUAGAAGCUAUUGCAGUGAAUAAUAAAGAACUGUACCAUAAAAACUUUGUAUUUGGAUGGUUGAGCCAACCAGACAUUGCAAACAAUAUUGCAAUAACAACUCUGCCGAUUCCUAGUUUGAUUGUUGUGAAUACUACUUCAUAUCAGUACUAUUUGCCCAAGCUAGAAGCGGAUGAAAAAGUACCUUCACCACAAAGCAUUUUAGAACUUUUAGAUCAAAUCAAAAACAAUAGUGCAGAGGCUUUCGGAGGUGAAACAUUUUUCUACAGAAUGUAUAGAGGUUACUAUGGUGCCAGAACUUCAUUAAUAGGCAUGUGGAAAGGAAAUCCUGUUUUGACAACUGUAUUACUUGGAUUACCUCUUGGUCUCUUCAGUAUUAUUUGCUAUACGAGCUGCUGCUCUGAUAUUUUGGAAGCUACAGAUGAGGAGGAGGAAUCUGAAUACGAUGAAAGACAUCAGAAAAAAGAAUAAGUUUUUCUGUGAUACAUUUUAUGCAGUUUAUUAGAAAAUAUUUAUAUGAUGCUGAUAUUUAUUUUAAUUUGAAACUAUGAACUUGUACAAUGCAUCUGACUGCUAUGAACACUAAAUACCAAUAAUUUGGUAAUAAUGAAAACUUUAUAAAGAGACGUUAGAGUAAGUGCAACUUACUUUUUUACCUGUUUGCAUAUAUAUUUAAUA
Molecule: messenger RNA, 1634 nt
Organism: Uloborus diversus
Lineage: Eukaryota; Metazoa; Arthropoda; Arachnida; Araneae; Uloboridae
Gene: Tmx3
Product: protein disulfide-isomerase TMX3-like
Exons: 13
Coding region: 132-1427 (431 amino acids)
Biological process (GO): peptidyl-cysteine oxidation
Cellular component (GO): endoplasmic reticulum
Molecular function (GO): protein disulfide isomerase activity
Source: RefSeq, a predicted model, not a curated record